Ficedula albicollis (Collared flycatcher) is the source of this 992-nucleotide messenger RNA. RefSeq names its product histone H1.01. The transcript is spliced from 2 exons. Gene Ontology annotation, cellular component: nucleosome. The record is from RefSeq and is a predicted model, not a curated record. Lineage: Eukaryota; Metazoa; Chordata; Aves; Passeriformes; Muscicapidae. Gene Ontology annotation, biological process: nucleosome assembly. Bases 116 to 814 code for a protein of 232 amino acids. Gene Ontology annotation, molecular function: structural constituent of chromatin; DNA binding.
GGGCGGCAAGGGGAGCGGGCAGGGGGCGGGGCGCGCUCGGGAGCGAACCAAUCAGCGCCCGCCGCGCUCUAUAAAAGGCGGCGCCGCCGGAGCCGCCUCAUUCGCGCCCCUCGCAAUGUCCGAGACCGCGCCCGCCCCCGCCGCUGAGGCAGCGCCCGCCGCGCCCGCCGCCAAGGCCGCCGCCAAGAAGCCGAAGAAGGCGGCGAGCGGCUCCAAAGCCCGCAAGCCCGCGGGGCCCAGCGUCACCGAGCUGAUCACCAAGGCCGUGUCCGCCUCCAAGGAGCGCAAGGGGCUCUCCCUCGCCGCGCUCAAGAAGGCGCUGGCCGCCGGCGGCUACGAUGUGGAGAAGAACAACAGCCGCAUCAAGCUGGGGCUCAAGAGCCUCGUCAGCAAGGGCACCCUGGUGCAGACCAAGGGCACCGGCGCCUCCGGCUCUUUCCGUCUCAACAAGAAGCCGGGAGAAGUUAAGGAAAAAGCCCCGAAGAAAAGGGCGCCUGCAGCCAAGCCCAAGAAGCCGGCGGCCAAGAAGCCCGCCAGCGCUGCCAAGAAGCCCAAGAAGGCGGCGGCGAGCGCUGCCAAGAAGCCCAAGAAGGCGGCGGCGGUGAAGAAGAGCCCCAAGAAGGCCAAGAAGCCGGCGGCAGCAGCGGCCAAGAAAGCAGCGAAGAGCCCCAAGAAAGCCGCCAAGGCAGGGCGCCCCAAAAAGGCAGCGAAGAGCCCGGCUAAGGCGAAGGCGGUGAAGCCCAAAGCAGCCAAGCCUAAAGCAGCCAAACCCAAAGCGGCCAAGGCGAAGAAGGCAGCGCCCAAGAAGAAGUGAGGUGUCUGAGAGGAAUUGAGAGUCUACUCAUUUAAAUAAACCCAAAGGCUCUUUUAAGAGCCACCCACUUACUCUCAAAAAGAGCUGAAACACUAUGGUCAUACACCAGCAAACAAAUCACUUGCAGAUUUCGGUAGGAGUUCACACGGCAUUAAUAAAGUUCAGAUUUGGGGUGCGU